UGCCUUGCUCCUUGACUAUUAGCUUUACCUUCCGUUCCUUAAUUUUGAAACUCUCUCUCCCAUUUAAUGCCUUAAUCUCCCAGUUUGCCUGAGUCGAUACCAGUUGCUGCCUCAUUCCGGUAAUACGCAAGAGUUGAUAUGCUGCAGGAGCAACCCAGAACUAAAACUGCUUUUGACCAAUUUGAAGAUGUUCCAUUCUUAGGUUUUUCAAGCUUUCUUCCUGAUGCUUAAACAUGUACAGUAUCCACGCCCUAUGUUAAAAAAUCCUCGAUCGGAGUAAUACUACUGCUGAUUGAUCAGCACUUUCUGGCAUGCAUGUACAUGAAACUCGAUCGAGCAUAAUUCUCAAGUUUAUAGCCACUAUGCAUGGUGAUGCCGUGACGAAAUUCCAGACCAUAAAUCCAUUCAAAUUCAGUAAUCCCAUUACUUCGUUAACUCAGCAUGCAAAGCCCAGUAGAGAGAAAACCAGGGGUUUACACCUACGUCGCUCAAUGGCCAAUCUGCACACUAGCUUGGUCGGUCCGCCAUGACAAGAACUCUCGCCUCGCCAUAGGAAGCUACCUCGAAGACUACAGCAACAAGGUGGAACUGGUCCAGUUCAACCAUGCUACCUCUGAUUUCACCACCGACAGCCGCCUUGUCUUCGACCACCCAUAUGCGGCCACAAACCUCAUGUUCUUCCCCUCCGAGGACACCAUGCAUCCCGACAUCAUAGCCACAUCCGGGGACUAUCUGCGGCUGUGGCAAAUCCACGACGACCGCAUCGAGCUCAAGGCUCUCCUCAACAGCAACAAGAGCAGUGAAUUCAAUUCUGCCAUUACUUCUUUCGAUUGGAUCGAAUGCGAUACGCGUCGUGUGGCUACGUCUAGUGUGGACACAACCUGCAUUAUUUGGGACAUAGAGAAGGAAGUUGUGGAUACCCAGUUAGUAGCACACGACAAAGAAGUAUACGAUAUUUCAUGGGGUGGGUUCAACGUCUUUGCUUCUGUUUCUGGAGAUGGUUCAGUCAGAGUAUUCGAUUUAAGAGACAAAGAAAGAUCCACCAUAAUUUAUGAAAAUCCUAUGAGGGACUGUCCAUUAUUGAGGUUAGAGUGGAACAAGGCUGACCCAAGAUUCAUGGCCACGGUUGGGAUGGACAGUAACAAGGUUGUAAUAUUGGACAUUAGGUUUCCGACAACUCCAUUGACCGAGCUGAGCAAGCACAGGGGCAGCGUAAAUGCUAUAGCAUGGGCCCCACGAAGCGGACGGCAACUAUGCUCUGCUGGGGACGAUUCGAGGGCUUUGAUAUGGGAAGUGGGGGAGACGGAUUUUCGAUCAGAAGCUAACGGUGAUGUGGAGCCAGCAGUAUGGUAUGGUUCAACAGCCGAGAUCAAUCAAGUACGUUGGUCGCCUAUGGAGUUGGAUUGGAUUGCUAUUGCGUUCUCAAAGAAGCUGCAGGUCUUGAAGGUUUAGAUGUCUAUUUAUAUACUAAUUAGAGUGAAUUAUUCCAUGUUACUGAAUAAAAUUAGUGCAGUAAAUUUAGGUUGGGGACGGGCCGAGGUUGACGUAAUCGGUACAUAUUUGGGGGCCAAAAAAAAAAAGGCUUGAUAAUUGAGAUUCCUCUCCGAUCCAAUUUCAUCAUGUUAACAAAAAGCUUGAUAAUGGAGAUUAUAUUCUUGCACGUCAA
This is a messenger RNA of Carya illinoinensis, 1666 nucleotides long. Its product is annotated as WD repeat-containing protein LWD1-like. Gene Ontology annotation, molecular function: protein binding. The record is from RefSeq and is a predicted model, not a curated record. NCBI's taxonomy places the organism in Eukaryota, Viridiplantae, Streptophyta, Magnoliopsida, Fagales, Juglandaceae. Gene Ontology annotation, cellular component: nucleus. Bases 442 to 1452 code for a protein of 336 amino acids. The transcript has 4 exons.